UAAGGAACUUUUGGUAACAAACGGUCAAACUAUGAACACCUACGGGUAAAAACCUCCCAAACCCUUCGUUGCUAAGCUUUCUCUUCGUUUAAAUAUCAAACUUUCUUCAUCCCGAAACCAUCCAACAAAACAUCAAACAUGUCUUCUUCUCUUUCAACUUUUCCUGAUCACGAUGCCGAGAUAUGGAUUGUUCCAUUCUUCGGCCAAGGCCAUCUUUAUCCUUGCAUGGAAUUAUGCAAGCAAUUAGCCUCCCGUAGUAUCAAAUCCUCCCUUAUCAUUUCUUCCAAUAUCGCCAGUAACAUCCCUUCCUCUCUGGGUCAAUUUCCUCUCGUUCAAAUUACUGAAAUACCCUCGUCUCCGCCUCCGACGUUGCAGCCUAGCUCGGUCUCGGACCCUCUUCAACACCACCGUCACCAGCACGCUCAGAUGGCCCAGGGCCUUCAGAAUCUUUUUUCGACCCGGGUCCCACCGGUUUGUGCUAUUGUUGAUGUUAUGAUGUCCUGGACGGCUGAUACUUUCAAAAAGUUUGGAGUUCCGAUGAUCGGGUUUUUCACUUCGGGCGCUUGCUCUGCUGCUAUGGAGCAUGCCAGCUGGAAGGCCCACCCAGAAGAUCUAAAACCCGGGGAGAUCCGUUUGCUGCCUGGGUUACCCGAAGAAAUGGCUUUAACUGAGUCGGAUCUUAAACGCAAGCCUCACGGACCUCCAGGUGGUACGUUCGGCUCACAAGGUGGUGCUGGCCCAUUUCCAGGAGCAGGCCCAAGACCGGGUUUCCCUGGCCCACCGGGCGGAGGCCCGAGACCAGGAUUUCUUGGUCCACCUGGCGCACCUGGGCCUAAGAUGAUGGGCCCACCUCGUCCGGGUCAACAACCACCGUGGGUGGAGGAAGUAGCGGGCUCAAUCGCGAUGGUGCUCAACACGUGUGACGAGCUCGAACGACCGUUCAUCAAGUACCUAGCUGAUCAAACGGGAAAACCAGUUUGGGGAGUCGGACCACUAUUACCGGAACAAUUCUACAAAUCAGCCGGUUCAUUGCUUCACGACCGCGAGAUAAGGACGAACCGCUGGUCUAACGUGACAGAAAACGAGGUAAUCGAAUGGUUAGAUUCGAAGCCACGUGGAUCAGUGUUAUACAUUUCAUUCGGUAGUGAAGUCGGUCCCAAUAUGGAGGAGUACCCACAGAUAGCGGACGCAUUGGAAGCAUCAAACCAGCCAUUUAUUUGGGUCAUCCAAUCCGGAGCAGGUAGAUCGGGUCCGCCACGUCAGCUACUGGGCCUAAGCGGCCCAGAAGGCGAAGAAGAAGGGUAUUUUCCACAUGGGCUGGAUAGUAAAGUUGGGAAAAGAGGUUUGAUAAUACGCGGAUGGGCACCACAAUUAUUGAUACUGAGUCACCCGUCGACGGGCGGAUUUUUAACGCACUGCGGAUGGAAUUCAACGGUGGAAGCACUCGGGCGUGGGGUCCCAUUUUUGGCGUGGCCAAUCAGAGGGGAUCAAUUUGAUAAUGCAAAAUUGGUGAUCAAUCAUCUGAAAGUGGGGUACAUGGUUCGUGAUGACCAAUCAAAAUUGACGAGGAAGGAUGAUAUAAUAAAGGGAAUCGAAAAGCUGAUGGGAGAUGAAGAAAUGAAGAAGGGAGCUGAAAUUAUUGGGAAGAAAUUUGCGAAUGGUUUUCCUGCCAGUUCAACUGCUUCUUUGGAUGCCUUGACUGAUUUUAUUAUUAGGCAGAAAGCAGUUUAGACGUAAACUUUAUUUUGUACGGCUGAAAUAUUGCCAUAUGAUAUGAAAAGAUCAAUUACAUUUUGCAUA
This is a messenger RNA of Mangifera indica (mango), 1800 nucleotides long. RefSeq names its product scopoletin glucosyltransferase-like. The transcript has a single exon. NCBI's taxonomy places the organism in Eukaryota, Viridiplantae, Streptophyta, Magnoliopsida, Sapindales, Anacardiaceae. The record is from RefSeq and is a predicted model, not a curated record. The coding region runs from base 139 to 1731 and encodes 530 amino acids. Gene Ontology annotation, molecular function: UDP-glycosyltransferase activity.